AUGGCAUCUUCAGCCCAGGCCUCCACCUCCCUCGAAGAACUUCCAGCCCGACCUCCAACUCCUCCUCGAGAGUCCAUCAUAGACAAGACCGAUCCUAUGAAGGCCUCAGCCAAUCACCCAUUCGACCCGAGACUGAGCCUUCAGACACCGCCAGGUGCUAAUACCCCUACGUCGACCGGGGCAACCCCCUCGGGUUCGACUUCGAGACGGUCAAGGAAGAAGGUCGAAUGGUCAAGCCAUACCGAAUACAAAGAUCCCCCUGAUCUCGAAGCAUCGAGAUUCUUCAAGUCAUCGCCCAUCACCACACCUUCUGCCGCCUCUUCGAGACCCAUCAAGGGUAUCCUCAAGCCGUCGCCGUCCCCGAAUCCUCUGGCAUCCUCUCUUAAUGGUCAGCCCAACGGUCUUUCGCAUCAAGCUAGUAUCGCCGAAAUGUUGGACUCGACUAUAAAACAGCUCGCUGGUCCCGACCGAGACUCACGACUCGACGCUUAUAUGAUGCUCUCUCGUGCGCUCAAGGCAUCCAACAACUUGCCCGACAGAGUUGCUCUGCAAGGGAAGAUGAGCCUGUUCAUGUCUUUUAUCGAGCGCGACGUUAGAGCAAAGAACGAAAAAGGAACGGCUGACUCUUCUCUCGUCAACCAUGCCCUCAACCUUUUAACGACCUUUUUGCAUUUUCCCGCCAUCGCAUCGACUCUUACCUCCGACUUUGGUGUCUUCAUAAUCGACCACUGCAUUCGAUGUUUUUCUGACCCAGCCCUACCGAAAGAUCUGGCACGCCAUCUUAUGCAAGUAGCUGCUUUCCAGUCCUUCUCUUCCAAAGUCAUGUCUUCUGAUCGAGUUGGCCGGUUAAUCACGUCCUUGCACAAUAUCGAAAACCACUUGACUGGAAAGAGUAUCAUUAUGGGUCGCAUUCAGAUAUACAAAAGACUCAUAAAACAAUCUAGAGUCCACAUGGCCGUUUACACAGACUGGCUGAAGGAUAUGUUUACAGACAUGCUCAGCACAGUUCGAGACAUUAGAGCUCAAGCCAUCAGCCUGGGAACAGAAGCUGGUUUUGCGCUACGAAACGAGAAGAAUGUGAUGCGCAAAGUGACAGAGAUUCUUCAAUCACCGGACGGCAAGACAACAUAUAUUCAGUUCUACAUCCGCAAGCUUGAGGAGAUGUUCAAGGAAAAGGAAACCGCAUCUAUAGUCCCGCAGAUAUGGAGUGUUGUGACGUUUUAUCUACAAUGUCCUAUCAGCCGAUGGGUGCACUUUGGACCGUGGUUCAAGCUUGCACAGGACUCCUUCAACGCGGCCGAUUUACACACCAAGCAGGAGGCUAACUACGCAUGGAACAGAUAUGUCUAUCUGUCCAUCACUAACAAUAAAAUGGGGGCCAAAUCUUUGGGUCCCCUCGGACAGCCAUUGACAAGUCAAUUGCGCCGCAAAAUCACCUCAAAGCAAUCGGAAGAGGCAUUGAAGCUGCGAAGAACAGUCUUGGGCGGUGUCUGUAACCUCUACUACUACGCCUUCCGGCCUAAUAACGAUAUGUCAUGGACUGACUCAGCUUGGGAUCUUGUCCUUCAACCUCUUAUGGGACAACUCCUUAAUCUCGAUGGUGCAAGUGAGCCGCUCGCGGAUUCAGUAACCCAAGCGUCGCGCAUCGUGGCCGGACUGUUGGAUGUCUCUACCCCAAGAGGUUGGAAAGAUGAUCGCAUCAGAGACACUGCCCUAAUAAGCCCCGAAGAGCUGCCCUCGAUCGAUCCAAGGUGGACUCGCCGCAACUCGGAGAGAGUAUUUGGUCUCGUUAGUCCAAUUUUGAAGAGAAAAUUCACCGAUUUAGCCAAUCCCGAAAGUUUGACCUACAGGCUUUGGCAAGCCUUCGUCGGCUCCAUUGCUGUCGCCUCGGCAAAGGAUAUCAAGGUGGCAGAUGAGACCGCUCGUUUCAUAGCCCAUUCUUUCGAUUUGCUGUCCGACAUCUGGACCAAGGGAAUACCCGAGGAAUCCGAGUCUGGCACAAAAUUCCUUUCCAGCGUCCAGCACUAUGUCGAAGUCCUCGUUCGCAGUCUUGGCCUGCUUUCCUUCACGGAAAAGAAACUAUCCAUGUCGACUACUAAUACGUUUGAGCCUGCUGCGACACCCUCAACCCGGCUCGACCGAACCGACAUGUCAAACGGCGUCGUUCAAACUCCACUACUGCAUCUCUUCUCGAUGCUCAGCUCCAAGCCUCAAGGAGUAGCCGACGACGAUAACCUUGCCGAGUGCUUCCUGUCUAUUUUUGCGCCAUUCUUCCAUGACAAGCCUACUAGAACUCGUAUCGAACUUGCGCGGGAAAUGCUUCGCCUUCUGCCGCGGGACGUUCUUUCGCCUUACGGCCCCUGGAUUCUCGCCGCUCAGAACAUCGGCUCCAUUUUGGAUCAAAACACAGUCCCAUCGAGCUCCCACCCGCCUAGCAGCGACAAGCUACUCGGACCCGAAUACCGAGAAAUCGUCUCCCUCCUGGAACGAGGACUUGUUUCGCACCCCAGUCUUCCAGAAGAACGGUGGUUCUCCCUUUUCAACCUUCUAUCGAAUCACAUUGUUCAAGAGUGUGGAGAUGCUGGCCGAGCACUUGGUCUUGUUGAGCCACUGGCAAAGAUUGUUACUGACAACUUCUUCGAAGAGUCUGACAGAUCAAAUGGAACGGCUUUGUCAGUAGCAAUCGCGUUAUUCGCCGCUGCAAAGUUGCCCCGUGAUCGCCAGGCUGUCGAGGCUGCUAGACGACGACUUUGGGGUGCUCCUCCAACUGCAUCACGAUCAUCCUCAUUCGACCCAUUCCAAUAUCUUUACCAGCUGCAAAACCAAAGCAUGAAAUUCUUUUAUGACAACGAGACUGAGGGUGUAGACGAGAAAAUGGUGGCUUAUUUCAAGGCCCUCGACACAUUUACCGCCACUGCCUUUUCACAGAACGGCAUCAAAACUCUACCGAAGCUCCAACUAGGGAUUUCUCAUUGGAUUCAGGAUGAAAAAGCGCACAAAGGUUUGCGCAGUGGCUCUCCUGUUUCUGAACCACUACGAUCUCUCUGGGACAACAUCUGCGCUCAAUUUUUGACGCUUGGCCGACUGGAAAAGAAGGAUCUUGACACAAUUGAGCCACUGAUUUCUGCUGCUUUCAGGAGUAAACAUCGCCACAUCGUGAACAAGAUGGCGGAGACGUGGAACGCCUUGGUGAAGGAUGAGGAGAGCCUGGACUGCUCUGAGAGUCUCAAGUCAAUCAUAGCCUCUCUUCGUCCGACCGUUGAUGUUCUCUACCCUGGCAUGGAAGAGUCCAUUGGUGACUUUGGAGCUCAGGUUCAGUCGUUCGUGGACUCGCAAGACGACCUGAGUUUCAUGGCGCUCUCUUCGGCCAAGUCUACCGGACCAGAUGUCGAGAAAGCAGUUUCACCAGCACCGUCUAUGACACCAAUGAGCAUGAGAGGUCCACUGACACGAAAGCGCCGCAGAGAUGCUACUCCUGAGUCGGUGAAGACAAGAUCAUCCAAACGAACAACCACCCCUCGUCUCCGCCAUGACGACUCUCAGAUUCAAUUUGCUCCAAUUGUUUCAUCACCACUAGUUGGAGAGUCUCAGCAUCUCACAGAGAGACAGAUGGAAGUUCGCCAACGGCAAGAGGAGAAUGCAGGCCUCUAUUCUGACAUUCGAUCCAGUCCCCGGCCAAGAUCGCAGGCUGCUACUGAGGAGAAACCCAAUGAUUCCGAGGCUCAGAAACCUAGAAAUCUCGAGACUACCCCUGAACGAAAAGCAUCAUACGAAGAGUUCAUUACUUCAACACCAACUCCUCGACGGGGUCUAGCUCUGCACAUUGAGGGCAUCAACGACCCCCCUUCGUCACCUCCGGAGCCGAGACGCAACCCUCUAUUAUCGGAAAUACAAACUCGAUCGAAAGCUAGGGACUCGAUGGAGAGUUGGCAAUUUUCGUCACCACCAGGAUCGCCUGCCAUUGACCUGCAGGCCGUGGAAACUCGACCAGAAGCAGAAACCCCGACGAAGAGCAACUCAUCGGCUAAGAACAAGCGCUCUAAGCGACGCGGAAGAAAGUCAGGAUCUUCAAAGAAGCAUGAAACUAUACCCUCUAGUCUUGCAGGCCAAGGAGAGAUGGAAGACGAGAGCGUGUUACCGGACGUACCCCUGACGCAGAAUAUGGAAGAGGCGGAAGAAGACAAAAACAAAUCGCCCAUCCACAACCAAGUGGAAAGCCCCCAACAGCCAGAGCACCUUCAAGAAACACCAAAAUCUGGAGACGAUGAGUUUGUGGAUGCCCAAACAAGCCCUAUCGGUGUGAAAAACAACGCAGCACCCUCAGUUGACCAGAAGCAGGCGCCCAGCCAGAACCAUGAAUCCUCUUUUGCGCUCAGUGAAGGAGACGAGAGCAGCUUCAUGCGGUUCGUAGUGGAGUUUGAAUCAAGGCCGCACCAUGACCGCGAACAGUUCGAAUCUGUCUCUGUUUCUCCCGAGAAUAAGAAGAAUAACAAUAAAAAGCGUGUGUCUCCGGCAGAGGUUCAGGGCAACACUUCGUUUGGAGAAGAACAGGUGAUCACCAAACAACCCUCGCCAGCCGACGUUGUUCCUUCUACACCUGUAGAUGCAGGUUCAGAGAACUCCGAACUCCCGUCUACAAAUAUCCGAAGAAGCAAGAGGAAGAGGAAUCGAACUGAUCAUUCCGUUGAGACUCGCAGCAAAAGGAGACGGUCUACCAAUCUGACAGGAGGAGAAAAGCCUGAGGACAAUCAGCCAACGUCUCAGGAACCAAACUCGCCUAUACCAACCGUACGACGCUCAUCAAGACGAAACGCAGGACUGAAAGCCAAGGAACUGCGAAAUCAAAAGGCUCAGGCGUCACCAACCACGAAAACAAAACGAUUGUCCGCGUCCCAAGCGCUACAGACGUCAAGCCCUAACGAUGGACGGGAUGGCGGAGACACGGAUGAGGAAUUGAUGUCACAACUCGUGACAGAGUCCAUGGCAGCCUCUCAGAGUCAGGAUCUGGAUGUCAAAAUUCCUGAUGCACUUGUUGAAGACUCUAUGGAAGUUAUGUCAGUCGAUGAGGCAGCGGCCAUGGAAGAGCCUGCUACAGAGGACCGCGAGGGCUCUGUGGAAGAGGCCCAAGACGCAGCAGCUGAGCAAGACGAAACAGAGGAGGAAGUCUCGACUGAUGUCAAGUCGGAGUUGAUCAUGGAGACCUUGCGUGGCGGACUGAAGCAACUACAGGGGGCAGCACUAUCUCGUGACGAAGUAUACCGAUUGGAGGAUAUGUUGAUGGAUAUGAAGAGAGAACUCUUCGAAGCUGAACGAAGAGGAAGACUUUGA
Messenger RNA from Fusarium pseudograminearum CS3096, 5328 nucleotides. RefSeq lists its product as uncharacterized. The coding region runs from base 1 to 5328 and encodes 1775 amino acids. Lineage: Eukaryota; Fungi; Ascomycota; Sordariomycetes; Hypocreales; Nectriaceae. The transcript has 2 exons. Gene Ontology annotation, biological process: telomere maintenance. The record is from RefSeq and is a predicted model, not a curated record. Gene Ontology annotation, cellular component: nucleus.